GUUUCUGGACCAGUGAGGCCUCCUGCUCCUCUCCUCCUUCUUCUGGGGCCUCCCUGAGUCUGGCCUCUAAUCUGCCUACCCACUGGCAUGACUUUUGGAGUAGGGGUUCUAAAGUAUGUCAAGCAAGAGUAGAUGACUGAGGACUAGGGACACAGAAAAAGCAGAGGUGGGGAGGGAGACCAGGAGCCCCAAGGGUUUCUUGCCACCUUUUGGCCAGAAACUUUUGAAUCUUUCCCUUCUCCUUCUCUCCUUCCCUAAGUGUUCUUUGUUCUCCCCUGCCAGAUUCCUGGUGAGCUGGAUGCCUGUUACAAUGUCUUGCUGAGCCUCCGGAGCCCAGGGAUGGAAGGCCCCCCUGGGGGGGGCACAGCCCCACCACCCAGGCCUGCUGCCCCAGAGAGACCACCUAGCCUGGUCCUGAGAUCAGAAAGUGAGGAAGAUGUGGAAGCUGAAGAUGGUGAGGAGGGGAGCCCUGUGGCCGCCCUGUAUCCAGCCAGGCCCCCUGCUCCCAGAAGCAUGGAAGGCCUCAGGGAUCCCCAGGAUAAUGAUGGUGUUGCUGAUGGGCCACCCCAUCAUGGCCUCGGCGACACCCUCCCCUCUGCCUCUGCCGCCACCACCGCCCACCGGAGCAGCAGCCGCUACCGGGAUGGAGGUGGUGCAGAAUUCCCUCUGGGUUCCCCACCGCUGCUGCUCCUGGGCCGGUUCCCUAGCCCUUCGGACGGGAGGGGCAGCCGGGCACCGUGGGAACGCCCUCUCUGUGUGGAUAGAGGGGCCGAUGUCAGGGAGGAAAGCACUUUAGAGAGGCCGUCCAGCUCCAGGGAGGCUGGGGCCCCGUUCUGUUCCCAGGAGGCCUCCUUUGUCAGCGAGUCCAAAGCUGUACAUACUGUGAACACUCACACUGAAUUGGGAGGGGGGCCGGAGCUUCGAGGAGCUCCUGAGAUUGCGGCUGAGCCCCCUGUUCCCCUGGGGUCCUGGGAGGACAGGCACCCCCCUUCUGAACCAAAGCCCCUUGACACUUUCCACAGAGAGCACUUAUUGAAGAACAAGAAGGGCAUCCUGAGGUUUGAUUGGUUCUCAGACCCUGAUGAGCAUGCCCACUAUAGGGAAAAGGGCCAAGGCCUAGACAGUGGGGUUGGGCAGUCAAUGCGAGUCCAGCCCCUUCGAGAGGCGGCUCCGCCACUGGCCCUUCCAGGUUUCAGGAAAAGCCCUGCUCCUGGGGUAGGCAAGAUGAGAACCCUGGAGCCAGCAGUGGUCACUGAAAGCAAGGGGUUGGUGGCAGAGCCAGAGGUGUCUGAGAGGAGCCCUCUUCCUGAGCCCCGCCCUGAGUGGGUCCUGCCCAGACCUGGCCUUCAGGCCGGUCCCGAGCUGGCCAUCAGUAAACAGACAUGGACAGUGAAUGAGGAAGACUCAGUGGAACGGCUGUCCCUAGAACCCCCACCCUGUGGCCCCUAUGACAUUGAAAUGAGGCCCUACUUCUGUAACUUGGUGGAGGAGGCUGAGAAGGAAGCACUGGGGCAGGAGGAAGACCCUGCUGUCUACACUUGCAUUGAGUGUAGCAUCUACUUCAAGAAGAAGGAGCAUCUCCUGGAUCACAUGAUGCAGCACAGCCGAGGCCCUGGGCAGGACCCUGUAGGUGACUCCCGAGGGGGACACUCCUGCAGCGAGUGUGGCUGGGCAUUUGGGGACCCUGGCACUCUGGAGCAGCACCGCCGGCUCCACCAGGAGUCUAGGGAGAAGAUUAUUGAGGAAAUCCAGAAACUGAAUGAAUACUCAGAUGAAGGGCGAGAUGCUCGACUCCAAUGCCCCAAAUGUGUGUUUGGCACCAAUUCCUCCAAAACCUUUGUGCAGCAUGCCAAGAUGCAUGUCAGGGAGAGGAGGGACCAUGGGGCCAAAGGCCUGGACCUCUCUGGCCACUCAGAAGGUGAGUCCCAGGACAGUCCUAGCCACCUUGCCUACAAACCCUUCAGACCCAAUGAGCCACCACUAGCCCAGGGACCAUCCCUGGGGCUAGGAAAGGGCCUUCACAGUUGCAUCCUCUGUGGUUUCCCAGCCCCUAAUGAGAAUGUUUUGAAGGAACAUGUCAAGUAUGCCCACUCUCAGCAGCCCUGGGGGGGAGAUGUUGAAGCUUUCGAGGAUCCAGCCAGCCAACCUGGAACUAGCCAUGACACCUACAGCCCCGCCCGGCUAGCCCGCAUGCCCGAUGUGGACUAUUUUGGCAAAGCAGACAGGUUCUUUGCUCCAGCAUGGCAGGAAGGCUCUGUUCAAUAUGAUCCUACCCUUGCCUUCACCUUGGGACACCAGCGGCUGGACAGGAGUGGCCGGGUAAAGAAGGGCUAUCACACUGCUAGCUUCCAUUCAAGAAAGAUGUUCCCAUAUGGUUCCACCCACAAGACCUUGGGAACAUUGCCAUUCUCCCAGGCCAAAAUGUAUAACCCCUACACAUUGCAUUCUAGUAAAAAAAAAAGCAUGGCCCACCUGAGGGACCUGGAGAGUGACAUGGGUCGAGACUUCCUCACUGGGUGGGAGGAGCUCAGGCCUCCAGGGUCCUAUACCAGCGAUAUGGGGAGCAUGGAGGAGGAGAUGUCCUUAACCACUGAGAUUGACUUUCCUCAGAACCGAAGCUUUAACCCUAUCACCGUCCCCCGACCCGCCUUGGAACUCAAGAGGACUUUUCGAGAUGCUUUGCAGAAGGCCGAGUCCUCAGAGGCACAGCAGUACCAGCUGCGGAAGAUGGUGCCCAUCGUCCUUGUGGAGGAGAUGAACCUGCAGCCCUCCCGGGGAGCUUUCCAAGCCCACGGUCGGCUGACAAAGCCUCCAGGGGCCACCUCUUCCACAGAGUUGAUGCUGGAUGGGCCUAUCCCACUGGAUUUGCUACUGCUGGACUCCCCGCUAGAAGGGCCCUUGGGAAUUGAUGACCUCUUCGACUCAGACUCCCCCAUGCUAAAGAAUGAGGAGAGGAAGUGCCCUUACUGCCCAGACAGGUUUCACAAUGGGAUCGGCCUGGCUAACCACGUUCGGGGCCACCUGAACCGUGUAGGGGUGAGCUACAAUGUCCGGCACUUCAUCUCUGCAGAAGAAGUGAAAGCAAUCGAGCAAAAGUUCUCCUUCCAAAAGAAGAAGAAAAAAGUUGCCAACUUUGACCCCAGCACAUUCAGCCUGAUGCGCUGUGAGUUCUGUGGAGCAGGCUUCGACACCCGAGCAGGCCUCUCCAGCCACGCCCGGGCUCACCUACGUGACUUUGGCAUCACCAACUGGGAGCUCACCAUUUCACCCAUCAACAUUCUCAAGGAGCUGCUGGCAGCAUCAGCGGAGCGUCCUGUCUUGGUAGCCCCAGGCCCCGGAGAGCCCGGGUCCCCAGGCUGUGAGCGGGAGAUGCUGGGCUUUGGCCCACCCAGCCUGAUGACUCUGUCUGAGUGCAGAGGUCGGGGCUCGCCUCUCUCUCCAUUCCCCCAAGCCUGGGGUGAUGAGUUGGGGCCAAUCUACCGAGAUGUCCUGACCUCUGAGGAAGAAGAGAUGGUGGCUGUGGAGCUGGCCUCACCCCCACUCCCAAAGAAGAGUGCUCUUCCACCUGGGCAGCUAGAGCAGACCACCAGCAGGUUGGGUAACAAGAUGUCUCCAGAGAUCCCCCAUGGGAGCAAACAAGAGCCCCCAGAUCUCAAGGCUCAGAAUCUGACAACAUGUGAGGUGUGUGGUGCUUGUUUUGAGACCCGAAAAGGCCUUUCCAGCCAUGCGCGCUCCCACCUGCGUCAGCUAGGUGUGGCUGAGUCUGAAAGUAGCGGAGCCCCCAUCGACCUGCUGUACGAGCUGAUGAAACAGAAAGGAAAACCUGACAGCAGCCCCCUGCCCCCGCCCCUGGCCAAGAAAUCCGGCUCCCCGAAGGAGGCGAUCGCUGCCUCUUCCCGCCCAGGCCUGCUGACCCUCAGCAAGGCAGUUGACAGACCCCCUGAGCUCCCCAUCAACAAGGCCAUCAAGUCACCCCCUGGCUUCUCAUCCAAGGGCCUUUCCCACCCACCAGGCUCCCCUCUCCUCAAGAAGGUGCCGCCUACCUUGUCGGGGUCCCCCCCACCCAAGAACCCUGAGGACAAGAGCCCCAAGCUGCCCCUGAGCCCCCUGUCAGGCUCCCCGAAGGCGCAGUGGCCCCAGCCAGAGGAUGAGGGGCCCCUGAACCUCACUUUAGAUAGUGAUUCGGGCAGAGAGCUUGAUUGCCAGUUGUGCGGGGCCUGGUUUGAGACCAGAAAGGGCCUGUCCAGUCACGCCAGAGCCCACCUGCGCCACCUGGGGGUGAGCGACCCGGAUGCCAAGGGAUCCCCCAUAGACGUGCUUCACGAGCUCAUCAAGAGCGACGGCUUCCAGACCCGCCUCCCGGCAGAGCGGGAGUUGCUGGCAGAGCCUGGGCGGUCUGGCCUUUCGGCCCUCCGGCCCUCGGCCACGGCUCUCUCACUGCUCUCCCCCCCGCCCGCCAAGAAGCCCAAACCGAGGGCGUCGGGUGAGGCCAGCCUUCGGGGGAAGCAGGAUCUCUCUGCCAGCAUAUUCUGGGCCUCAGACGUGGAGCUGUCUCCUCUCAAUCUCUCAUCAGGCCCAGAGCCAGUCAGGGACAUCCGUUGUGAGUUCUGUGGCGAGUUCUUUGAGAAUCGAAAAGGUCUAUCAAGCCAUGCACGCUCCCACCUGCGGCAGAUGGGAGUGACAGAGUGGUACGUCAACGGCUCGCCCAUUGACACCCUGCGAGAAAUCCUGAAGCGCCGGACCCAGCCUCGGGCUGGAGGACCUCCCAACCCAACCUUGCCAGGCCCAAAGGGACUGGCCAAGGCAAUGGGUGGGGGCCCUGGUGGCUCCCUGGAGGCCCGAAGUGCUUCGGAACUGCAUGUACCUCCCCCUCCCAAGAAACUACAGCCGUCUAGCAGCCCCCUGGGCCAUUCACCAACCACCUCUCCGCCACCAACUGCUCGGAAGAUGUUCCCUGGUCUGCCACCUCCCUCCCUCCAGAAGAAACUGAAGCCUGACCAGAUGCGGAUGGAGAUCAAACGGGAGAUGUUGGCUGGAAGCCUGCACAGUGAAGGCCACCCAUCUGAUGGACCCUGGUCACCUCGUGAGGACAUGGCACCCCUGAAUCUAUCUUCCCGGGCUGAGCCGGUCCGGGACAUCCGCUGUGAGUUCUGUGGUGAGUUCUUUGAGAACCGCAAGGGCCUAUCAAGCCAUGCACGCUCCCACCUGCGACAGAUGGGGGUGACCGAGUGGUCAGUUAAUGGUUCUCCCAUUGACACUCUUCGAGAGAUCCUAAAGAAGAAGGCCAAACCAUGUCUCAUUAAGAAGGAACCUGCUGCAGGCGAACUGCCCUCACCCCUGGGUGAGGAUGGGCCCAAAUCCCCUGGGAAGGUGCUUCAGGCCCUGUCUCUGACCCCAUUGGCCGGUCGUCCAGGCAAACCUGGGCCUGGCUCUGCCAAUGUCCCCCGGGAGAUGAGCCUUUCGCCUCUUGCCACCAAGCCAUCUACUGGUUUCCUCACCCCCAUGGCAUUAAAGCGGCCACUGCCUGAAGACCGACUUCUCUCUGGGGAAAUGAAGCCUAAGACCUAUAUACAGACCGAGCUGCCCUUCAAGACCAAGACCAUUCAUGACAAAAGCUCACACACUUCCAGUGAGGCCUGUUGUGAGCUGUGUGGCCUCUAUUUUGAGAACCGGAAGGCACUGGCCAGCCACGCUCGGGCUCACCUGCGACAAUUUGGGGUGACAGAGUGGUGUGUGAAUGGCUCCCCAAUUGAGACCCUGAGUGAGUGGAUCAAGCACAGACCCCAGAAGGUGGGGGCCUACCGAAGCUACAUCCAGGGUGGCCGGCCCUUCACCAAGAAGUUCCGUAACUCAGGCCACGGGCGAGAUGGGGACAAACGAGUGCCCUCACUUGGUCCCAACAGCCUCACCCUAGUGAACAAGAACCUGGGUGGUGAGCUGGGGCCUGGGGAAGUGGGCCGCACUGGAGAUGGUGGUGAGCGGCCCCUGGCAUCACCUUUGGCUUUGGUCAAAGCAGAGGAACACCAGCGUCAAACAUCCAAUAGUGAGUGUUGAGCUUUGAUCAGCAGG
Molecule: messenger RNA, 6069 nt
Organism: Dromiciops gliroides (monito del monte)
Lineage: Eukaryota; Metazoa; Chordata; Mammalia; Microbiotheria; Microbiotheriidae
Gene: WIZ
Product: WIZ zinc finger
Biological process (GO): regulation of transcription by RNA polymerase II
Cellular component (GO): nucleus
Molecular function (GO): RNA polymerase II cis-regulatory region sequence-specific DNA binding; DNA-binding transcription factor activity, RNA polymerase II-specific
Source: RefSeq, a predicted model, not a curated record